AUGGCCGAGGAUGAGGAGAAUGGCAUAGAGUAUUACGGCCGUAAGAAAGCUCACAAGGAGCUUUUCAAUGGCUAUGACUCAGACUCCGAGGGGUAUGGCGAAAGCGAUUCCGAGAAGGAAGAUAAGGAACCAAGCGAAGAUGAGAAGAAGGACGAGGGAAAAGACGACGAAGACGAAGACGACAUGUUUGCUAGUGACAAGGAGGAUUCCAAGCCGGCACGGUCGUCAGGAUUUGAUAUUGACGAGUUUGAAAGAGAGCAGGGUCUAGGACAGUAUGACAAGGAGCGGAUACUGGAGGACGAGGAAUAUGUUGAUGAGGGCCAGGCAGGCAUUGAUGUCCAAGAACGACAAAUGAACUAUCACAAUAACAUAGAGGCAUUGGAUGGAGCCGUCGAGAAGCCAAAAGAUGACGUUCAGAUUGAGGCUUUCAACCUUCGAGAGGAAGCCGACCUGGGAAUUCUCGAUAAAGACUUGAAUUACAUCCCAAAAAAUGAAGAAGAGGAGACAGAAGAGGCUUGGCUAGCUGACAUUAAGAGCUCCGAUAUAGAGAAAGCCAAAAAAGCACAGCUUAAAAGAGAAGCAGGCUUCAAGACAAAGACCACUAGGCCCACUGGGGUACUACUAUCUCUAGUGAUCAACUCGCUAGAGCCGUCUGAAACACCCUUAGAAGCCUUAGCGAGGCUUUCACCAAAAAAGAAGAAAGGCAAGCGCCAGCCGGUUCUGGAGGACGAGAAGCUACGAAAGAAAAAAGUUUAUGAUGUUACUGGGGCUUGUGAUGAGCUCAUGAACGAAAAAGGCAUAACGCAGGCGCUUGAGAUGAGUAGGGAAGAGCUUAUGCGUCACUACAAACAGGAAACUGGUGAAGACUUUGUCAUAGACAGGGGAACUAAGCGAAAGGCUGAUUCUCUCGACGAAGAAACAGAGGACUAUGAGCCAAAAGAAUGGGAGUUCAGGUGGAAUGGGGAAGAACAGAUACACGGCCCUUAUUCUGCCUAUGAGAUGAACUAUUGGAAAGAGUCCUACUUCAAUGAAGAUGUGGAGGUCCGAAAGAUAGGUGAAGCAACUUUCAGGCGAAUGAAUGGCGACGACUUCUAA
Molecule: messenger RNA, 1095 nt
Organism: Candidozyma duobushaemuli
Lineage: Eukaryota; Fungi; Ascomycota; Pichiomycetes; Serinales; Metschnikowiaceae
Product: U5 snRNP complex subunit
Exons: 1
Coding region: 1-1095 (364 amino acids)
Cellular component (GO): U5 snRNP
Molecular function (GO): protein binding
Source: RefSeq, a predicted model, not a curated record